CAACCUCCCACCUCAGAAAGGCAGCGUCAGAACCAAGCAGACAUCACAUUCAAACUGAGUGAUCAUAACUUCUCAAACUCCCGUGAUUCUUGCAUUUUCCAGCUUACUUUGUUGAUUAUCUACCUCUUGUUCUUUCUUUCUUGGGACAAAGAAAAGAAUUUUGCUUGAUUCAUGGAGAACAUUCUUGGUCUGCUGAGAAUUAAGAUCCUGAGGGGGAUAAAGCUUGCUGUUAGAGAUACCAGAAGCAGCGAUCCUUAUGUGAUUGUGCGGAUGGGCAAGCAGAAAUUAAAAACUCGGGUGGUGAAGAAGAACGUGAAUCCUGAGUGGAACGAAGAACUCACACUAACAAUUUCCGAUCCAAAUCUUCCAAUCAAGUUGCAAGUUUACGAUAGAGACACGUUCACUCGAGAUGACAAAAUGGGGGAUGCAGAGUUCGACAUAAAAGAAUUCGUUGACGUACUGAAGAUGCACUUAGACAAUGUGCCGAGUGGAACCGUAAUCAAGAAUGUGAAACCAAACAGGGAAAACUGCUUGGCCGAAGAGAGCUCCAUUGUGUGGGAGAACGGCAAAGUGACUCAACAUAUGUUUCUCAGACUUAGGAAUGUUGAGUGUGGUGAAAUAGAGCUGCAGUUGCACUGGAUUGAGGUCCCUGGAUCCAGAUGUCUCUAGGGUUGUUAUUUUCGCGUAAUAAUGUACAGUCAGGUUUUGAGUGGGUGAUAAAAAUGUUUGGAUUUUAUUUUCUUCAGGAAAUGAUAAGAAAUUCUAAUUCAGAUUGAGUUCGGU
Sesamum indicum (sesame) is the source of this 783-nucleotide messenger RNA. RefSeq names its product protein C2-DOMAIN ABA-RELATED 5. The record is from RefSeq and is a predicted model, not a curated record. Lineage: Eukaryota; Viridiplantae; Streptophyta; Magnoliopsida; Lamiales; Pedaliaceae.